Molecule: messenger RNA, 3801 nt
Organism: Melanotaenia boesemani (Boeseman's rainbowfish)
Lineage: Eukaryota; Metazoa; Chordata; Actinopteri; Atheriniformes; Melanotaeniidae
Gene: dpydb
Product: dihydropyrimidine dehydrogenase b
Exons: 25
Coding region: 326-3394 (1022 amino acids)
Biological process (GO): thymine catabolic process; uracil catabolic process
Cellular component (GO): cytoplasm; cytosol
Molecular function (GO): NADP binding; dihydropyrimidine dehydrogenase (NADP+) activity; iron-sulfur cluster binding
Source: RefSeq, a predicted model, not a curated record
GAGUUGAAGUGCAACACACUCAGAAACUCUGCUGAACUUUGACCUUCAGAGAGCAAUAACAGCUCCAUCUGACAGUUCACCUUAUCAUCAAGGUGGUAUGGAAUAUGGGAAGGAACCAGCUUUGGUGGCUGUAAGACACCAGUCUGUUUACCAUCUCUGUUAGGAGAGCAGUGGUUAGGUAAUAAGGGCAGUCAGCUCUCGCAGAUUUCCACUUGGGAGCAGGACAGUCCCGGACAGUGCUUCGGACGUCUGAUCUGGACAGCCAGCCAGGAUUGCCUGAAAACCUUCACAGAGCAUUUCCAACUUUGCAAAGCUGGACAGAAAGAUGAUGUUGAGUAAAGAUCUUCCAGACAUUGAGAGCAUCCUGGCUCUUAAUCCAAGAGUUAGGAGUCACGCUCAGAUCAUGUCCACAGCAAAUAAAAAGAAGGAAAAGAAGCACUGGAUGCGAAACCCUGAAAGGAACUGCGAUUCUUGUGUAAAGCUGGAGAACAACUUCGAUGAUAUCAAGCACACAACGCUGAGCGAGAGAGGAGCUCUGCGAGAAGCACUGAGGUGUCUAAAAUGUGCUGAUGCUCCCUGUCAGAAGAGCUGCCCAACAAACCUGGACAUCAAGUCAUUUAUUACAAGUAUCUCUAACAAGAACUACUAUGGAGCAGCUCGGGCUAUUUUAUCCGACAACCCUCUGGGUUUGACCUGUGGAAUGGUUUGUCCCACAUCAGAGCUUUGUGUCGGGGGCUGCAACCUGUAUGCCUCUGAAGAAGGACCCAUUAACAUUGGAGGGUUGCAGCAGUUUGCUACAGAGGUGUUUAGUAAAAUGGGCAUCCCACAGAUCAGGAAUCCUGAACUCCCACCAGCUAAUGAGAUGCCAACAUCUUACCAUGCCCCGAUCGCUCUGAUCGGCUGUGGUCCAGCAUCAGUCAGCUGUGCCUCUUUCUUGGCCCGUCUUGGAUACGAUAACAUCACUAUAUUUGAGAAGCAGAAAUACACCGGGGGGCUGAGCACGUCAGAAAUCCCUCAGUUUCGCCUUCCAUAUGAGGUUGUCCAGUUUGAGAUAAAUUUGAUGAAGGACUUGGGAGUCAAGGUAGUUUGUGAGAAAGGUUUAGGUGUUAAUGGCAUGACUCUGAGGUCCCUAAAGGAGGAAGGAUUUAAGGCUGUUUUCAUUGGAAUUGGUCUCCCACAGGCCAACAGGGCAAAAAUCUUCCAAGGAUUAACUGUGGAUCAAGGCUUCUUCACUUCUAAAGAUUUCCUGCCUAUGGUGGCGUCUGCCAGCAAGAAAGGCAUGUGUCAGUGCCGCUCUUCUCUCCCAGAGCUGAAGGGAGUAGUGAUAGUUUUGGGGGCCGGUGACACUGCUUUCGACUGUGCCACCUCAGCUCUUCGCUGUGGAGCCAAGAGAGUGUACGUCUGCUUCAGAAAGGGAUUCACCAACAUCAGGGCCGUUCCUGAGGAGAUGGAGUUGGCUAAGGAGGAGCAGUGCGAGUUCCUGCCCUUCCUGUCUCCUCGUGAGGUCAUCAUGAAAAAUGGUAGGGUUGCCGGGUUACAGUUCUGCCGCACUGAGCAGACAAACGAAGGUGACUGGCUGGAAGAUGAGGACCAGAUUGUCAGGCUGAAGGCUGAUUACAUCAUCAGUGCUUUUGGGUCCAUGUUGAAUGAGCCUCAGGUGACUGAAGCAAUGGCGCCUGUGAAGCUGACCCGCUGGGGUACUCCAGAGGUGAACACAGACACAAUGCAGACCAGUGAGCCCUGGGUGUUUGCUGGAGGAGACAUCGCUGGUUUGGCAAACACCACUGUGGAGUCUGUGAAUGAUGGCAAACAGGCCUCAUGGCACAUCCACAGAUACAUACAGUCUCUUCAUGGACAGACAGUGGACACAGUCCCUAAACUCCCGUUAUUUUACAGUGCGAUAGAUCAGGUGGAUAUCAGCGUUGAAGUUUGUGGAAUAAAGUUUCCAAAUCCAUUUGGCCUGGCCUCUGCUCCUCCCACCACCAGUACAGCUAUGAUCAGAAGAGCAUUUGAACAAGGAUGGGGCUUUGCUCUGACCAAGACAUUUGGACUUGAUAAGGACCUGGUGACCAAUGUGUCUCCUCGUAUUGUGCGUGGUACCACCUCAGGUCAUGUGUAUGGACCUGGUCAGGGCUCCUUCCUCAACAUUGAGCUAAUCAGUGAGAAGACAGCAGCCUACUGGUGUCAGUCCGUCACUGAGCUGAAGAAGGAUUUUCCCAAAAAUGUGGUGAUCUCGAGUAUAAUGUGCAGUUACAACAAAGAAGACUGGACAGAACUAGCCAAGAUGGCCGAGGUGUCAGGAGCAGAUGCUUUAGAGCUGAACCUGUCCUGUCCUCAUGGGAUGGGAGAGAGGGGCAUGGGACUGGCCUGUGGACAGGAUCCAGUGUUGGUGCGUAACAUAUGCCGGUGGGUGCGUGCAGCCAUUUCCAUUCCAUUUUUUGCCAAACUGACACCAAAUGUUACCAAUAUUGUUGACAUCGCCAAAGCUGCCCAUGAAGGUGGAGCCAGUGGUGUCACAGCCACCAACACAGUCUCAGGUUUGAUGGGACUGAAGGCUGACGGUUCUCCCUGGCCAAGUGUUGGUGGGAGCAAACGCACCACAUACGGAGGGGUGUCUGGUAACGCCAUCAGACCAAUUGCUCUUAAAGCAGUGGCAGCUAUUGCCAAGGCAAUCCCUGGUUUCCCUAUUUUGGCCACUGGGGGUAUUGACUCAGCAGAGACUGGACUGCAGUUUCUCCAUGCUGGGGCCUCAGUGUUACAGGUGUGUAGUGCAGUUCAGAACCAGGACUUCACUCUGAUUGAGGAUUACUGUUUGGGUCUGAAAGCCUUGUUGUACCUUAAGAGCCUGGAUCUGAAGGACUGGGAUGGUCAGUCUCCUCCCACUGAGAGACACCAAAAAGGAAAACCAGUUCCCAAACUGGAAGACCUGGUUGGAAAGAGUCUCCCUAGCUUUGGUCCAUACCUCCAGGAGAGGACAGAAGCCAUAGCAAAGUACAAGAAACAGCUUAGAGACAUUGGUAAAGGUGAUUCAGCAGACGCAAACAUUAGCCAGAACAACAAGCCCAAAAGACCUGUUCCUGCUGUCAAGGAUGUGAUAGCCAGAGCGCUGCGCCACAUUGGAGCAUACCAGGAGCUUGACAACAUUGAGCAGGUCCAGGCUCUGAUAGAUGAAGAUAUGUGCAUCAACUGUGGGAAAUGUUACAUGACCUGCAAUGAUUCUGGAUACCAGGCUAUACAGUUCGACCCAGAGACCCACCUUCCGUUUGUGACUGACAGCUGUACUGGCUGCACUCUGUGCUUCAGUGUCUGUCCAAUCAUAGACUGCAUCCAGAUGGUUACCAGGACAACACCUCAUGUACCAAAAAGGGGUAUUCCCAUUAGUCCUAUCUGUUAAAUGAACUAAGCAAGCCAGUGCUUUCUACCAGUGUAAUAGCGAAGAUCAGACAUUGUAAAGUUUGCUUUGGUGAAAUUGCUGUACAGUCCCAGUAAUGCAGAAAUGUGAGAAAGUGAUCACAGGAAAAAAAAAAAGUUUGUUCUCUCAUUAGACAAUGCAAGGUGUUUUGGAAUAAAUUAAUUUAUGAGAUUAAUUUAUGAAAAGGACACAGUUAUCCUAAUUUGUAUUAAUAACAACAGUAAUAAUGUUGGAUCAUUAAUUCGCUCUGACUUAAAUUAUAUUAGUUAAUGUAGGAUUAUGACCUCAUCACCAGGAUUUUAAAUUAAUAUAAAAUUUACUGUUUAAUCCAUGUAUUAAUAUAAAAGGAAUUUCCUUUAAAUAAAACUUACCGUCGCCAGAGCAUAAAA